ACUCACACUGUCCACUUUCUGAACUCCUGAUCUAGGCCAGCCCUCUCUAACGGGACGACACAGUGCCUUAGUCACAUCUAACAUUUAUCCGCUGGAAUGACUUAAAAAAUUACUGUGCGGAGAAACUGCUCAAAUUUACACAGCUUGGGGAAAAGCUCUCAGAAAACAAGAGAGUCACGAAAGACCUCAAUAUCAUGAACGACCUGACGAUGUGGAAAAAUCUGCUCGAUCGACGUGUAUCCUUUAACAGCCGUAGUUUCAGUGCCUAGGCCGCCUUUUGAGACUAUUUUGCAUUCAGUUUCGUUAUCUUCCUAUUUCCACUGAUAGGAAAGGUGUACCUAUACUGCAUGAGCCCACCGUAGAGUUCCAGUAGGUACUUGUAAGACCAUGCGCACUGAAGUCCAUGCAGCCAUGCGGCCAUGCGUAAUUCUAAGUCUUCUUCAAAACAUCGAUGUCUGCACGAACAAACCUUUCACCAGAUCAGAACAGAAAGCGCAACCAUUUUACUGUGUUUACAGCAAGCAGGUUAACCACAUAAUUGCUGCAAGAUCACACGACCUGCCAUAGAUAAGUAUGGCAGCGAAACAUGACAGGGGUGAAGACACCAGCUCUUCAGACGAGGAAGAAGGAGGCAAAGAAAUACCCAAGCUUGACGCAGAUUCCAUCGAACAUCAACAAGGAAUACACUUGCUACAAAGUAAUGGCAACAAUUCAAGUGGCUUGGAAAAUUCAAGUCAGGACGACGACAGUUACCCACCCCCAGGAUGGACUAUAUCCGGACGAAGGAUCCAACAAUGUACAGAUGACAAUUCGAUAGGAAUUAGAGAUGACGGUCUUUACGAAGACCAAGGAUGCCGAGCUUCGCAGGAGAACGACGAUAUGGACCAACUGACCGAUAAUAUUAACAUCUUCAUAUUUCUGUUCAUUAUUUUGAUAUAUUUAAGAGCUUUCUAAUAUUUAGAUAAAUCAUUCCUUGUUUGUAGUCGUAUAUUCUUUAAGUUGAACAAAUACAUUACUGUAUAACCAAACAAACGUUGUGUUUCCAUUUCCUUGACAAUGUUUCUAAGUCCAAUUGUAAAAGACAGUCAAAUAUCGUUACAGCAAAAACUGAUUCAAGUAUGUCACUCAUUCUCCAUGAACUCCUCUUUGAUAGUCUCUUAAGUAUUAAGACUUCGAUUGUGAAAUGGUUCAAGGCAGUAAAAGUUGCUGUAAUAAGAUAGCAGUAAUAAUAAUAAUAAUAAUAAUAAUAAUAAUAAUAAUAAUGAUGAUGAUGAUGAUAAUAAUUUUCACCGCUAAUCGACGUCGCAAAGCAGAGCAACGACGCAGCUCAACAAGGUGGAACCGAAAGCUUACAAGCUUAGUUAUGUAAGAAUACGUCAUCCCCUCGUCCUUCAUCAUUUAUAUUUUAAGUUGGAGGAACGAGGGUGUUUUACCUAAAUAAAAUCACGCUACACUGA
Molecule: messenger RNA, 1457 nt
Organism: Stylophora pistillata
Lineage: Eukaryota; Metazoa; Cnidaria; Anthozoa; Scleractinia; Pocilloporidae
Source: RefSeq, a predicted model, not a curated record